Adineta ricciae is the source of this 699-nucleotide messenger RNA. NCBI's taxonomy places the organism in Eukaryota, Metazoa, Rotifera, Eurotatoria, Adinetida, Adinetidae. The record is from the annotation of a GenBank genome assembly.
AUGUCUCUAGUAUUUCAGUCACUGAUUCGUCGAACUCCUUCGACAUUUAUCGCUAGAAUACCUCGUCGUCUAUGGUCGUCGAGUGGAAAAUUUCCAUCUCAUCCAAUGGGAACGGAAGAAUACGAAAAUCAACCACGCAAAUCAAUCACUGAAUUACCAGAUGAAUUAACUGAACGUGGUACUAAACCAGAAUUCAUUUCCGGAUAUGAAUCAACAAAAGAUGGCUGGGAUUGGGUAGAUAAUGUUCUAUUCAAAUCUGCCAUCCCUGAACCACCCAAUCAUCCAACUCCGUCUGGUUGGGUACCACCCGAUCCAAGGCUUGCUCGUCAAUGGCCUUAUUUCGUUGAUAGAGAUCGUUUUCAUUCCUAUGCACUCUAUGUUCGUAUAUUACCUGUUAUGCUUGAAUAUUGGCUUCAUGAACAACACCGUUAUUAUUUGAAUAUUUUCCGUCGUCGUGUAGAAUACGAUAUUUAUGCACAACGAACAAGACGGUUUAGUCUACUGGAAUUAAUCUCAGGCGAUAUUUGGGCAUUAGAUCAUGAUUUGAAGGCUUAUUUGACAAAACGUGUACACUUAACUGAUGAUAAAUCCAAAGAAUUACCUAUCCUAUCUCAGGUUGAUGAAAUCAAACGACAUAUUCUUGUUGAAGGCGAAUACGAAGAAUGGAUAGCAGAUUUUUUAAAAGAAAAAGGCUUUUGA